This is a messenger RNA of Monascus purpureus, 1017 nucleotides long. The record is from the annotation of a GenBank genome assembly. Lineage: Eukaryota; Fungi; Ascomycota; Eurotiomycetes; Eurotiales; Aspergillaceae.
AUGACCACCCCAAAAUCAUCCGCCGUCUUCACCCCCGAGAAGACCUUCAAUGCCUACACAACGGAACAGGGCGCCACGUACGCCAAAGCCCGCCCGGACUACCACCCCAACCUGUACAAGAGAAUCAUCGACCACCACGUUUCCACCGGCGGCAGGCUCAAUACCCUGGUUGAUGUCGGCUGCGGCCCAGGAACCGCAACGCGCAUCUUGGCGCCUCAUUUCCAAACAGCCAUUGGCCUGGAUCCCUCCGAGGGCAUGAUCACAGCAGCCAGAGAACUCGGCGGCGUUUCAGCGGACGGUAAACCGAUUCGCUUUGAAUGCUCUUCUGCCGAGGAUCUGGGGAGAAGUACCAGCACCGGCUGUGACAAGAAUGGUACUUCGGACACGACUACUUCUGUCAUACCAGAUGGCACCGCCGACCUCAUAACAGCCGCAACAGCCGCGCACUGGUUCGACAUGUCCAGAUUCUGGGCUCGCGCGGCCCAACUGCUCCCACCGGGCGGCACCAUUGCCCUCUGGACCGGAAGAAGGAUGCAGGUGCACCCAUCCGUCCCCAACGCUGCCGCCAUGGAGGCCAAGAUGGAGGAAAUCAUGGAUCGCGAACUAAAGCCCUUCAUGGAGCCGGGUAAUAUCGUUGCGCAUGAAUUGUAUGCGAAUCUACCGCUUCCAUGGACGAUUGAGCCGAAUCCCGCGCCGGAGCUGGAUCGGGAUUCGUAUGUCAGGAAGGAAUGGGGGACGCCGGGACAUGAGGAUGCCGAGGCGGAAGGGGAAGAGUUUUAUAUGGGCGGGCAGCAGGAGGUGGGGUUGGAUGUGUUUGAGACUGCGUUGGGAACGGCGAGUCCCGUUACCAGGUGGAGGGAGGCGAAUCCCCAGAAGGUCGGGACGGAGGAGGAUGUGGUGAGGGUUAUGAGGAGGGAGAUUGAGCGUCUUCUCCAUGAGGCUGGCAUUCCUGUGGGUAAAGAGGUUGUGAGGGGAAGAGUAUCCGGGGUGCUGAUGAUGGUGAAGAAGAGGGUAUAA